Globicephala melas (long-finned pilot whale) is the source of this 873-nucleotide messenger RNA. Its product is annotated as zinc finger protein GLI4-like. Gene Ontology annotation, molecular function: DNA-binding transcription factor activity, RNA polymerase II-specific; RNA polymerase II cis-regulatory region sequence-specific DNA binding. Gene Ontology annotation, biological process: regulation of transcription by RNA polymerase II. The record is from RefSeq and is a predicted model, not a curated record. Lineage: Eukaryota; Metazoa; Chordata; Mammalia; Artiodactyla; Delphinidae.
AUGGACGGUCUCUGCCUCGCCGACUUCUCCGAGGCCCCAUCGGCGGUGCAGCCCAGCACCUCGGACAGCUCCAGGGACGUGCGCACGCCUCCGGGCGCAGGAGCCCUCCCCCCGGCGGCUCCCCUGGGCGAGUCCCCCCGCGGGGACCCCCGAGAGGGUCCCCUGAGCUUCCUAGAGCUCCCGGAAGUGCCGGCGGCGCGGCGCGGGGCGGGGCUCCCUGUGGGCGCGGCGCGCGCUUCCGGCUCUCCCGCCGGGGCCCGGGGAGCGGUGGGUGAGAGGCCCCGCGGUGCUGGUCGCUGGGCCCUGCAGCCGGGCCGGCGGGGGACGCGGCGUCGCGCCCGGCUCCCUCAGGCCUUCCCUCCCGCCGUCAGCACAACCAGCCAGCCGCGCCCCCUGCCGCUCUCGGUACCAUGGCCGGCGGCCUCGACCCCCGGCGCCCGAGCUUCGUCCGUGCGCGAGGAGGGCGGCCCCGGCCUGCUGGGCCCAGGGCCUGGACGGCCACAGACCAUGAGGACGGAGUUCAUAUGGCAGCCUCCAAGCAGGGAAAAGCCUCCCCAGUGCCGCAAGUCGGACCUGGUGAAGCACCAGCGGGUCCACACUGGCGAGAAGCCCUACGCGUGCGGCCACUGCGGGAAGGCCUUCGUGCAGAGCUCUCACUUCACGCAGCACCUGCGGUUCCACAACAGCGAGAAGCCCCUUGCGUGUCAGCAGUGCGGUCAGGCCUUCAGCCAGAGCUCCAGCCUCGUUCAGCACCAGCGGGUCCACACCGGGGAGAAGGCCUACCAGUGCGGCGAGCGCGGCCGCGCCUGCAGGGCCCUGUCGGGCUGCUUCUGGCACCAGCGCGUCCUCACCCGGGAGAACCCUUUCCGCUGA